Strongyloides ratti is the source of this 2649-nucleotide messenger RNA. RefSeq names its product Immunoglobulin subtype 2 domain and Immunoglobulin subtype domain and Fibronectin, type III domain and Immunoglobulin-like domain and Immunoglobulin I-set domain and Immunoglobulin V-set domain and Immunoglobulin-like fold domain-containing protein. The record is from RefSeq and is a predicted model, not a curated record. NCBI's taxonomy places the organism in Eukaryota, Metazoa, Nematoda, Chromadorea, Rhabditida, Strongyloididae. The transcript has 6 exons. Gene Ontology annotation, molecular function: protein binding. The coding region runs from base 1 to 2649 and encodes 882 amino acids.
AUGAAAACUAGUUGGAUUCAACGUAAUUCUUUAUUAACACUAAAUUGUGAUGUUUUUUUAUCUAAAGAAGAUGGUGAAAAUUAUACAUUAGAAUGGAGAAAAGAUAAUAAAUUAAUAUUUAGUGCAUAUGGAAACGAAGAUUCGGGACAUUCUAUUGAGUCAAUGCAAGGACGUCUGGCACGUGCCUCUAAUUUAUCAUUAACAAUUCAUUCAGUUGAUGAAGCGGACAAGGGCAUAUAUCAAUGUAUAGUUACAAAAUAUAAUUCAAAUAGCCUAAAUGAACGAGUGGAAGGAGAAAAAAUACAUGUUAUUGUUCAUUUUAAACCAAUUAUAUUAUCUCCAAAACCAGGUAUAGAAGAUGAAUUUCAUUUUAUGAAUCUAGGACAACCUUUUUCAUAUGAAUGUAAAAUUCAAUCAUUACCACCAGCUGAAAUAAAUUGGACAAAAGAUGAUCGGAUCAUUGCUUCUACAGCUAAUCUUUCAUUUCCAAUUUUAAAACCUGAACACCAAGGUAUAUAUACAUGUGUGGCUGUAAACGUUGAUGGAACAGAAAAAUCAAAUUUAAGAUUAGCAUUAUCAAGAAUACCAAUAAUAGAUACAAUUUUAGAAAAUAAAACUGUUAUUGAGGGAGAAUCAGUACAUUGGAAUUGUAAAGCUCAAGCUGUACCUAAAAAUAUUACAUAUAAUUGGUUAUUUGAAAAAAUAAAUAUUAAAAAAAAAGAAAUUGGUCUUCGAACAAAAUGGAUUAAUGAUGGUGAAAUUGAAAUUUUUAAUAUUACAAAAAAAGAUAAAGGAAUAUUUACUUGUUUAGUUGAUAAUGGUAUUCAAGAACCUGUUAAAAUGAAUGUAUUUUUAGAUGUUUUGUAUAAACCAUUUUUAUCAAAUAAUAUUAAUGAUGGAAGUAAUAUUAAGACAAUAGUUGAAGGGAAUGAUGAUAAAAUUGAAUGUAAUUUUCUUUCAAAUCCACCAAUACAUCAAGUUAUUUGGAGAAAAAAUGGAAUUGUUAUAUCUAAUAACUCAAAUGAAAUAUUUAAUAUUAAUAAAGCAAAUGAAAAUGAUUCUGGUAUAUAUUCAUGUCAAGGUUUUAAUGAAUUAGGUUUAAGUCAAAUUUAUGAAACUCAUAUAAUAAUUAUUUCUUUACCAAGAUUUACAAAAAUACCACCACCAAAAUUUUCAAUAAAUAAAGGUGAUAAUUUAAUAUUAGAAUGUGAUGGUUUUGCCUCACCACCACCUUUACAAUAUUGGUUAAGAAAUGGUAAAAAAACUUAUUCAUCAAAAAUUGUUAUUGAAAGAGUUGAGUAUGAAGAUUAUGGAAUAUAUGAAUGUAUAUUAUCUAGUCAAGAUUUAAUGGUUAAAAAAACAACAGAAGUAUUUAUAAUGAAUGUUAAACCACAACCAUGUAGUAAUAUUAUAACAGAUUGUCAAUUUUAUCCCAAAACUAUUACAACAAUUAAUUGGACUCCUGGUUUUGAUGGUGGAAGAUCGCAAACAUUUAAAGUCUAUUGGCGUUCUCAAAAAUCAGAUCAUUGGUUUACUAAUCAUUUACCAACAACAAAUUUAACAGCAUCAUUUGAUGAUUUAAAUAAAUUUACAGAAUAUGAAAUUAAAAUAGAAUCACAAAAUAUGUAUGGAAAAGUAAUUAGUCAACCAUUUAAAAUAUAUUCAUGUGGUAUAUUAAUGCCACCAACACAAAUAGAUUUUAUAAAUAAUUUUAAUAUAUUAAAAUGGCAUAAAGUUAAUGAUGCUGAGAAAUAUAAAAUAUCUUAUCGUACAGAAAAAAUGAAAUCAUUUGUAACAUUAUCUGUAAUAUCACAAACAAAUUAUACAUUGCCAGAAUUUUUAAGAAAUCAACAUAAUACACAAAUAUAUAUACAAUCAUUACGUUCACAUUAUCAUGAUUCAGUUCCAUCAACAGUAAUAACAAUUAAUUCAACAACCAUAAAUUGUUCUUUAUUAUUUAUAUUAUUAUUUGGUGGAAUAAUAUUAUUAAUUAUUAUAUUUUUUCUUUUUAUAUAUAAGAGAAAAUGUUAUAGAAUUUUUAAAUAUUUCUCUGAUACAUUUUAUUCAAAUGAUAUACCAAAUAAUAAUAUAAAAAAAUGUAAUGUUAUAGAAAGAAAUUCUUGUGCUUCUAAAAGUUCAUGGAAUUUUCAACAACAACCAUAUGAGUAUAAUGAAGGGAUGGAGAAUGAAAAAAUGAUAAUAAAUAAUACAUUUAGAAGUAAAUAUUUUAAUCAACCUUCAAAUGAAAAUACAUUGUCCUCUAAAAUAAAUCGUGAAUGGUUAUUAUAUCAUAUUAAUACUUUUAAUAAUUGCCCUUCUAAUCAUAGUACCUCAUCUUCAUCUCUUCAAACAAUAUCUCAUCCAUAUCAAAUACCAACUAAAGAAAUAAAUAAAAAUGAAAGAUUUAUUAAAGAAUUUUAUAAUGAGACAAAUUAUAUAACAAAAAAUUUUACAAAUAAUCCAUAUUAUUCAUCAUCAAAAACAGUUUUAACAGAAACUCCUGUUAUAGCAAUGAUGAAAGAUAAAUAUAUACAUUCUGGUGGGACAAUUGAUAGUUUAAAUUAUCUUCAAGAACUUCGUGUUAAACAACUUAAACAUGAAUAUAAUCAAAACAACACAACUACUUUCACAGAAGAAAAUAAAUUUUAG